CUGUCAAGUAGUAGAACAUGAACAGUCUCGAACAUUCUGUGCCAACGCAUUAGACAGUCAGCAUACGAAAAAUUUGUAAACAUUUUUAAAUUGAACAAACUAUACAUAUAUCGUCGUGAAAAAAACCAGAGUAGUUUUCGCGCGAUACACUACAAAAAUACAAAGUGCCGCACCGCACGCUGUUUAGCAAAGUCUAGGGCAAAUAUUCGGCCGAAAAUAAUACUUGCCGCGGCAACUGAACUGUGCAUACAUAUUUUUCGUGCAACAUUCGUAGGGCGAGCCUGCCAUGCCUCCUAAAAAGAACCCAGGCGCACGGCGCCGUGGUACAACUUUGGCGCUGAACGAAUUCUUGCGCCACGAUGACGGUUCAAAUCCGACAGAUCCGACCUGUGACCCGAAUCCGCCGAUGGCGACUAAUGGAUCCAGUCGCUCUCGUAAUGAUCAGCCAUCCAAUCGAUCUUGCAAUAAUGCCCGUCGAAAUGUCGGAAAGCUUUCACCCUCUGCUGUUGGACCCCAUCGCUCAAAUCCAUUUAAUCCGACCGAUACCAAGCCGCCGAUGGCGACUUAUGGAUCCAAUCGCUCUCGUAAUAGUGCUCAUCAAUAUAACGAUCAGACAUCCAUAGCUGCAGUUGGACCCAAUCGUUCUGGUAACAAAUCCCGUCGAAAUGGCGACAGGCCAUCCGCUUCUGCAGUUGGAUCCAAUCGUUCUCGUCGGGAGUCAAAUCCACCAAACCCGACAGAUACCAAUCCUCAGAGCCAUCAAUUCGGCGGUCCAGCUGGGUCCAAUGGCUCUGAUAAUAAAACCCUCCAAAAUUACGAGAAUCCAAAAAUACCAAAUACCGCUGAACUUGGAUAUAAUCAGCUAUUCCGCCCUGGCGUACAAUUAACUUAGAUAUUUGGUUAUACCAUCGCUGCAAAUCCCGAUCAGCUGCUAAAUUCACCAGCACCAGAACCGACAGAUACCGAUCCGCCGAUGGCGGCUAAUGGAGCCAGUUUCUCUAGUAUUAAUACCCCUCAAAAUGACGCUCCUCCAGAGACGUCUGCAGAUGGAAACUCUUAUAUUAAUUGUCAUCAAAAUGAUGACGGGCCAACCACGUAUGCAGCUGCAGCGGCUGCCAACAGACAAGAUUUGACUGGAGCAGCACCCAGCGUCUGGGUAUCCCCUAACAGUCCUCUUUAUCCUUAUCAAGGAGGCGCUCCCAUGGGCACUACAAGCAUCGGGUAGUAUUUUGGUCUGGAAGGCACUCCAGAAAUGUGGAAUCUGGCAGCACCGUUAGCCCUUCAAGCUUCCAAUGUAGACUCAUCCCAGAAUCUGGUGAUGAGGCAGGCUGUUGUGGGCCCAUCCCAGAAUCUGGUGAUGAGGCAGGCUGUUGUGGACCCAUUGAACCUUCCACCUUUCCGUAGACGCAGAGGACAACGUUACCGGCAUGGUCGCGGCAGACGCGGGAAGAAGCUCCCUAAGCAGUUUGAAUUUAUGGUUGAUUCGAUCCACCAGCUGAAAUCCUACUGGAACGACCAGCAAGACUCGUAUAGUGGGAAUUUGCCGCCACAAUGCUAUAACGUCUUAAAGCAUAUAUUUUUCGUAUUUUUCAAAAUUUUCUACAGUGACAUAUAUGUAGGGAAAACCAUUAUUUUUCUUACGAUUCAUUAGUUUAACUUUUCAUUUAGUAACUUCGACACAUCCUGGGGUCCACCGUUUAUGCAAACAAUCCAUCUGCAUGUUCGUUAAGAUAUUCUUUGAUGUUUAUUUGUUAUUAAGACCAUUAGGAUUAAUAGUUCUGCGGUCAGUUAUCCUUAAGACAUACCUAUGGAUUAGAGCUCUGCAUGAACAGGCAAUCAGCAUAUCAGCUUUCUCUGAACUAAACGAUGCACAUAUCUUCAUUUUCACUGGGUCAGAUCCGAAAAUUUCGGUUUUUUUUCGCGCUCACUCUUGAUUUGAUUUUCUGUGGAGAGAACGAGAAAACAACACAUAAAUUUGCUGGUUUUUA
This is a messenger RNA of Drosophila miranda, 1988 nucleotides long. Its product is annotated as sporozoite surface protein 2-like. Lineage: Eukaryota; Metazoa; Arthropoda; Insecta; Diptera; Drosophilidae. The transcript is spliced from 6 exons. The record is from RefSeq and is a predicted model, not a curated record. Bases 287 to 892 code for a protein of 201 amino acids.